AUGAUGAAAAAGGUCUUCAGCAAGAAGUGCCUGAAGAAGAUACGAGACUCUCUAUCGAAGAAAAUGGAGCCGAUCGACAAUCAAGACGCCGACGUGUCGAUUCUUCUUUCUGUUCGCCAUCGAGCCAACAAUGAGAUGGAAAAGGCUGUCGAGGCCCUCAAUGGCGUGAAAGACAAGAAGCUAAGGCGGCUGUUCCAGCAAAUUCCCAAUACGAACUCGCGGAUUCAAACCCAACAGGGAGUGAAGCCAGAUCGCCCGGACUUCAAGGUCGUGAUCGGGAAGAAAGAGAUGGCUUUUGGCGAAGUCACAGACCCCAGCCAAAGGAACGAUCGGAAGAAGAAUGGCUGGGACCUGUACAGACUCUCACGAUUUGGGACAGCUGUCCUGAACCAGGGUACCGAAGUCAUGCCACUGGUGCAGGUUCUCGCUGGCUCCGGUACCAUCUACCGCCACUUUGUCAAGGGUCGAGGAAUCGUGGUGCUGGCGGAGGUGGGUGUGUUCUCGGUCCCCACGACCACCAUCCACAUGGGCGCUGCUGGCAUCUCUUCCAACUUUGUUCUGGUUCCGAAUCUCGCGCAACUCAAGAACAUCGAUUUUCCCAGGAACGCCUUCGGAUUCCAACAACAAGCCGACGAUAAAGUCAAGGAGGAAGUCCUAAACCAAUCCUUGUCAGAUAUUCGACGGGUCUAUGAGGCUUCGGGUACUCCGUCCAACCUUAAGGGCAUCCUCCGUAUCCAUAUCGAGCUCCCUGACGUCCGGAAGGGUAUGCCAGCCACCCACACCAGGAGAAAUCCCGUGACUGGCGUCGAGGAUGUGAUGGUGUAUAUCAACCUUUCGAACAUGGACGAUUUUUUCUUUGAGGGCAUCUCAGAGAAUAAGGACGAUAUGUUCUAA
Molecule: messenger RNA, 894 nt
Organism: Linnemannia hyalina
Lineage: Eukaryota; Fungi; Mortierellomycota; Mortierellomycetes; Mortierellales; Mortierellaceae
Source: the annotation of a GenBank genome assembly